CAUGGGCGUCCGCUCCUCCAAGGUCAAGCCGAAGGAAACGGCGGAAGUGUGGCCGGGCGAGAGCGGCCGUGCCAGCCGGAGCGACCGCGAGCUGGAACUCCACAAUGAAGUGGCUCGCGCGGCGGGCCUGGCAGUGGGCGGGGGGAAUCUCUCGGCAUCCGUGGCCUGGCAGGCCAAGCCCGCCUCCAGCGGCAACCUGCACUACGAGCUAGCCGCGCCGCCACCCCUGGACCCGGCGCCGCCCGAAGGCCUCUUGGACCCCCGCCCCCUUCAUCUCUCUCUCGACGCUACUCCGCCGCCGUCGCCGCCGCCGUCGCCGCCGCCGACGGAGACGGGCAAGCUGUGGCACACCUCCCGCGAGCUGGACAAGGCGGCGGCGCACGCAGAGGAGGCGGAGGCGAAGAUGGCGGCGCUCCGAGUCGGCGACGACGCCGUGACCGCCGAGCGCCCCGCCAAGUCGUUCGGCUCGUGCGGCGAGUCGUCGCCGGCCGAGCUGACGGUCUCCGCGCAAGAGUUCACGGCCGCCGAGCUGCGGGCGGCGGGCUACUCAAAGGAGAAGCUGGACGGGGCGGGCGUGCUGAGCGGGCAGGGGGCGAAGCCCGCUGCCUCGAGCCCCUCUGUCGAGGCGGAGCUCCAGGCGGAGGCUGAUCUCAUCUAAUAUCUCAUCGCAAACACCCCCCUCUCUCCCUCUCCCCCAUCUCUGUCUCUGUCUGUCUCUCUGUCGGGCUGUAUCUCCCUCCCGCCCCCCUUCCCCCUCCCACCCCUCUCUACACACCGCAGCGGCUGAGAGCUCUCAGGCGGAGGCCGAGGCGAUGGCCGCCCAGCUGCGGGCGGCGAGGGCGGCCAAGGCGGGAGGCGGCAAGAGUGCGGGCGGCGACGCUCCCAAGGCGAGCAACAACACGAGGACGUGCGCUGGGUGCGGCGAGCUACUCUUCGGCGCGGCCGGCGGCGAGGCCGUCGAGGCGGCGCACUCUCCAAACUAUUAGCCUAUUAAAUCAUCGACGCCUACCUAAUAAUUGUUAUUAGCCUCCGGCUGAUUCGCGUUUUAGCUCGGGCUUGGCUAAUAAUCGUAGCUAAUAAGCCUCCACCGCGGGCGGGAUCGACGGGCAAGUAGCAGCAGUCAUUGCCUCCAAGACCUGCCCCCUCUCCACCCACGCCCCACGCGACUAGGCGGCGGGCAAGAUGUGGCACAGCGACUGUUUCGUGUGCGCCGCUUGCGGCAAGCCCAUCGACGGCGAUUUUGCGAUGCUUCACGGCAAGCCGCUGCACACCGCUUGCCACCUCAAGGACUACGGCGUCCUCUGCGCCGGGUGCGGCCGGCUGAUCGACGGCCGCGCCGACCCGGGCUUCGUCGUCGCCGGUGACAAGAGCUACCACUCCGCGUGCUUCAAGUGCGCAGAGUGCGGCGUCUCCCUCGCCGCGGGCGCGCCGUACCACCUCGUCGCCGGCGCCGCCUACUGCAAGCUGCACGACCGCCGCCGCAAGAUCACCCGCGAUAAGCUCAAGGUGAACUCGACCACGGGCGAAGAGUUCUACGUCGAGGCCGGCACGGGCCGAAAGUACCGCCACGCACCGACAGCCGACGGGCGCGGGGGAAAGGAGUACUUUGAGGACGCGGCGCCGCCGGCCUUGGGCGGCGCGUCCACCUGGCGUCAGGACGCGCCGUGAGUAUCUCGCGCGAUCUCGGAGGGCGAGUCGGAGAGAAGGGGAGGGUCGACGGAGGCAGGGCCGCGGCCUGCUCGAGCGCGCGGGUGCGCUGCCGCCGCUGACGGGCGUGUCCACUGCGGGCGCAGAGAGUCCAGGUUGUGAAGGGGCAGAGGGUCCCGCUGUCCCGCGCGGCCACUGUCGUGCCUUGCGGCGUAUCGACGCUAGAGGGUGCGCAGCGAUUGAAGAAUCGCGUCAGUGAGACAGUGAGACCAACGACCGGGACACCGGCACGAUAUAUGUGUGUAUGUUGUCACACACUUUGUUGUGCUCUCCUGCGACAUGCCUAGUGCCAUAGGACCAGCCUUUUUGUAU
Molecule: messenger RNA, 2019 nt
Organism: Emiliania huxleyi CCMP1516
Lineage: Eukaryota; Haptophyta; Isochrysidales; Noelaerhabdaceae
Exons: 9
Coding region: 1183-1668 (161 amino acids)
Cellular component (GO): Z disc; nucleus
Molecular function (GO): transcription coregulator activity
Source: RefSeq, a predicted model, not a curated record